Paramecium tetraurelia is the source of this 999-nucleotide messenger RNA. RefSeq lists its product as uncharacterized. Lineage: Eukaryota; Ciliophora; Oligohymenophorea; Peniculida; Parameciidae. The transcript is spliced from 6 exons. The record is from RefSeq and is a predicted model, not a curated record.
AUGGGGAAUUGCCAGUGUUAAUCAGCAGACAUCCAAAAGACAGAAGAAAUGCAGCCUCUCGAAUUCAAAUAAGAGAACUUUACUAGUUUUGAGGACCAACAACUCUAGUUUUGCCAAGCUCAAUAAAUAUUGCAAUAAGAGACCAUAAAGUCUAGUAAUGAAACAUCAGAUGAUACUCAUCGUCCUAAUCCAUAAACUGUGUGGUAAACACAAACCUCGUUUGCUACUUAUAAUCUCAUAGUUUAAAAACUUAUGGAUGAAUUGGGUGCAUAUGAAAUAGAUGAUGAGGAAGGAUAUUUUUAUGGGGUCUACGAAUAAAAGGAUGGUUCACUAUAUAAGGGUUGUUGGCAUCACGGCGAAAAAUUUGGAUAUGGAUGCUUAAUUUAUCAGGAUGGGUCAAUAUUUUAAGGACAAUGGAGGAAUGACAAAGCUAAUGGUAAAGGACGAAUGAUCUACAUUGAUGGAGACUGGUAUGAGGGAGAUUGGGUUGACGAUUUAAAACACGGAAACGGAAAAUAUGUGCAUAAUGACGGAACCAUCUAUCAGGGAGAAUGGAAGAAUGAUUAUUAAGAUGGCUAUGGAGAUGAAUAAUUUUCUGAUGGAUCUAAAUAUAAAGGGUAGUUUAAAAACGGGAAGAAGAAUGGAUUUGGCCACUACAUAUGGGUAGACGGUUAAAGUUAUGAAGGAAAUUUUUAAUCUAAUUAUUUUAGUGGAUUUGGGAAAUAUAUAUGGACUGAUGGUAGACAGUAUGAGGGUUAGUGGUAGAAUGGAAGUAUGGAUGGAAAUGGCAUAAUGAAAUGGCCAGAUGGAAGAAAGUAUGAAGGAUAGUACAGUAAUGACAAAAAGCAUGGAACUGGAGUGUUGGAAUGGCCUGAUGGCAGAAAAUAUUCAGGCUAAUGGGAGUCUGGAAAAUAACAUGGAAUCGGAGAGUAUUUUAAUGGAUAGAUUAGUAAAAAGGGUUAAUGGAACUAAGGAAAGCGUCUUAAAUGGUUAGAUUGA